Molecule: messenger RNA, 1572 nt
Organism: Pieris macdunnoughi
Lineage: Eukaryota; Metazoa; Arthropoda; Insecta; Lepidoptera; Pieridae
Source: the annotation of a GenBank genome assembly
AUGUUGUGGAAGCCCUUUGACAUUGUUUUAUUGAUUAUUUUAAUAGUAAAAUGUUGCUCAGGGGAUGAGUAUCAUAGUAAUCAACGAGAAAUAUUCCGAUCGCAACGCUAUCUGCGUAACGAGGAAGAAAGGAACAGUGAAUAUUGGAUAAAUCAGGCUCAGGAAAGUGUGAAGAAGCAUGCGGCCCGCGCUGAGGCACAUCCAGGACCCUCAGCGCGUAACAUAGUGUUAUUCUUGGGGGAUGGGAUGUCAGUGCCCACCCUCACAGCCGCGCGGACGCUUCUAGGACAGCGCAACGGGCGCACAGGAGAAGAAGCAGAGCUUUCUUUUGAAACCUUUCCUACGUUAGGUUUAGCUAAGACGUAUUGUGUGGAUGCGCAAAUUGCCGACUCGGCAUGUACAGCGACAUCGUAUCUGUGCGGAGUGAAGACAAACCGAGGUACGAUUGGCGUGACGGGUACGGUUGAACGUGGAGACUGUCCCACUUCAAUUAACCCUCACAAUCACGUGGAAUCUAUCGCUGCAUGGGCGUUGGCAGAAGGUCGCGAUGCCGGUAUUGUCACUAGUGCACGAGUUACGCACGCAUCACCAGCCGGUGCAUACGCGCGAGUCGCGCAACGUGAUUGGGAAAGCGAUGCGGAUGUACGCAAAGACGGUCAUGAUCCUACUGCAUGUCCAGACAUAGCGUACCAGCUCGUGCAUCAGCAUCCAGGAAUCGAUUUUAAGGUAAUUCUCGGUGGUGGAAGACGGGAAUUUCUGCCUAAUAAUACAGUAGACGAAGAAGGAACUUUUGGUAAACGGCUAGAUGGUCGAAACCUUAUUGAUGAAUGGCAAAUGGAUAAAAUAGCAAAAAACGUAUCAAACGCGUUUAUAUGGAACAGACGACAGCUGCUCAAUAUAAACGACCAGUUGCCAGAGUACCUUCUGGGUCUGUUUGAGGGUAGCCAUCUACAGUAUAAUAUGGAAAGAAACGCUGACACUGAGCCGACGCUCGCCGAGCUCACUGAGACCGCUAUUAGAUCGCUCAGCAGAAACAAAAAUGGUUUCUUCUUGUUCGUUGAGGGUGGACGAAUCGAUCAUGCUCACCACGACAACCAAGCGACUCUAGCGCUAGACGAAACGAUAGAGCUCAGUGCGGCGGUAGCGCGAGCUGCCGAGCUGCUAGAUGAGACUGACUCACUGCUAGUGGUGACAUCAGACCAUGCGCACGUUAUGGCCUUCAACGGGUACACGCACCGCGGUGGAGAUGUGCUGGGGCCCUCAGAUUCGCUCGGGGACGAUGGACUCCCCUAUAUGACACUGUCUUAUACAAACGGACCCGGCUACCGCGCGGCAGAUGCUGUGGGAAGAGUAGACGUAACUAAGGACAAAGAUUUUGGUUCAAUGCAGUGGUUGUACCCCGCCAGUGUCCCGCUAUCGUCGGAGACACACGGUGGUGACGAUGUUGCAGUAUUUGCGAGAGGGCCACAUCACGCUAUGUUCUCAGGCCUGUACGAGCAGAAUGUUAUACCCCACCUAAUGGCCUAUGCGGCUUGCAUCGGCCCCGGGAAACACGUCUGCGACGAUUCCUAA